Molecule: messenger RNA, 279 nt
Organism: Dictyostelium purpureum
Lineage: Eukaryota; Evosea; Eumycetozoa; Dictyosteliales; Dictyosteliaceae
Exons: 1
Coding region: 1-279 (92 amino acids)
Source: RefSeq, a predicted model, not a curated record
AUGGAAUACUAUGAAGCUAAAGCUUAUGCAAAUCUUUUAAAAAAUAAUAAAAAUAUGUUUGAACAAAAUAACAAUCAGGCAAAUAAAAAGACAGAGAGUUCAAAAGGAUUCUUUUCAUUUUUAUUUAAAUCAAAAAAGAACAAUAAUAAUAAAAAUAAUAUAGAACAAGAACAAAAUAUAGAAACAACUAUAAAUAGUCAAGAAAAUGAAAAUACACCAGGAUCACCAUUUUUCAUACCCGCUAAAAAUAUAGAAAAAUCAAAAACUACAUUAUUUUAA